Molecule: messenger RNA, 501 nt
Organism: Striga asiatica
Lineage: Eukaryota; Viridiplantae; Streptophyta; Magnoliopsida; Lamiales; Orobanchaceae
Source: the annotation of a GenBank genome assembly
AUGUUUACACCACGGCACGGACCAGUGCUCGAAGCAUCAGCUAAAGCAUACCAAUUCCCUUCGACUCCGUUAAAUGCCCUCCAAACAAGCAUAGCAUCUAACAAUAACAGUAUUAGUAACAAUAGGCUUAAUUUCUUGAACAUGCGUUCGAGUGAUUUCAGAAAUGUCGUUUGCAAAGGAUAUCACCAAGGGCAGCUCGGAGGGUCUCAGAGGAUACUCACAACACCAAAAUGGACUCAACAGCAACUACUUUCUUGUGGAGGGGAGCGGAGCAGCGGCGGAGGGCCUGCGGGUGACGACGCUUCGCGAGGAUUGCGUCGGUGUACUGUUGCUUGUCAACAGAGGAGCAGGUUCGCCGGAGCUCACGAACAGGGGUCGCCGGAAGUUCGGCCUGAGGUACAGGAUGGAGAUCGAGUGACGGAGAAGAAAGGAGCGUGCGGAUUGAGCGAGAGAGAGAAGGGACGAUGGUCGGGUUCGAGAGAAAACGAGAUGAGAGUUUGA